Messenger RNA from Carassius gibelio (silver crucian carp), 2047 nucleotides. Its product is annotated as E3 ubiquitin-protein ligase TRIM69. Bases 208 to 1968 code for a protein of 586 amino acids. The record is from RefSeq and is a predicted model, not a curated record. Gene Ontology annotation, molecular function: protein binding; zinc ion binding. The transcript is spliced from 9 exons. Lineage: Eukaryota; Metazoa; Chordata; Actinopteri; Cypriniformes; Cyprinidae.
AACGCAAACAAAUCUGUAAACAGACACAAAGGCUUGUCUUUCUUCAUGAUUUUAGCAAAGUGCUGAAGAUCUGCGGCGCCUCCUACCGUUUAGACUCGGGACUAAAUUUAUUGAGGAUGAAUCUCACUUUCAUUUCUGUAAAAAAAGAUCUGCUAUGUGGCAUGCAAAGGGAUUGUCCUGGCCUGGUCCGACCUUUAUUUACUGUCUAUGGGUCCGACCGUCCGGAGUGAAGAACACUUCUGGUUCUCUGAAAAGGAAACUGUAGAAGUUAACACACCAGUACGACCAGUUUAUGAUACAUGUUUGGACAUGGAAGCGUCGAUGUAUGACAUCAGACUUAACAAUCAGAUAUCCAGUCAAAGCCCUGGCCAUAUCACCAUGGCAUCCUCCGGUAAUCCACUAAAUGAGGAGCUCCAGUGCUCCAUCUGUCUGGAUGUGUUCAAUGAUCCGGUCACCACUCCAUGUGGACACAACUUCUGCAGAACCUGCCUGAACAAAUGCUGGAAAACCAAUCCACGCUGUUUCUGCCCAAAUUGUAAUGCAAUAUUCAACAAAAGACCUCAUCUCAAGAUUAAUACAACACUCAGAGAGGUUGUACAACACUUUAAGGAGAAGCUUAAACUAGAAACACCUGAGGUGUUCUGUGACAUCUGCGAUGAAAGUAAGCAGAAAGCCCUUAAGAGCUGCUUGGUGUGUCAAAGCUCUUACUGUGAAGCUCACCUGAAACCUCAUCACAGAGUCCCACGUCUAAAGAAACACACACUGAUCAAUGCUGUGGAGAAUCUGGAGCAUUAUAUAUGCCAGAAACACGAGAGACCAUUGGAGUUGUUCUGCAGAGAUGACCAGACGUGUGUGUGUCUGUCCUGCACUGACGGUGACCACAGAAAUCACAGCACUGUUCCUAUAAAGGAGGAGAGUCAAGAGAAGAAGCAUCAGAUCGUUAAGACGCAGACAUAUUUGCAGCAGAUGAUCGAGGACAGAAUGAAGAAGACUCAAGAGAUCAUGCUCUCAGUAGAGAUGAGAAAGAAAGAGAAAUCAACCAGUGAUGAGCUCUUCACUGAUCUAAGCCGCUCCUUUGAGAGUUUUAAGUCUGAGCUGCUGGACAAAAUGGAGAAGCAGCAGAAAUCAACAGAGAAACAGGCCAAAGAUCUUAUUAAAGAGCUGCAGCAGGAAAUCUCUCAGCUAAAGAGGAGACACAUUGAGCUGGAACAGCUCUCAAAGACUGAGGAUGAUCUCCACCUCCUACAGAUGUACUCAUCCAUUUGCACUUCUACACUACCCAAAAACUGGACAGAGAUCAGUACUGACUUUAAUACGAAUGUGUGCACUCUCAAUAAAGCUCUAAUUCAGCUGAAGGAAUUUGAAAUUGCACAUAAAAGUCUUGGCCAAACUGUGUUGAAGAUGAUGCAGCAGUAUGCAGUGGACGUGACUCUAGAUCCCGAUACAGCUUAUCCUGAACUCAUCUUGUCUAAGGAUGGAAAACAGGUCCUUCAUGGAAACGUUAAACAGAGCCUUCCUAACUAUCCAAAGAGAUUUGAUUCAUGUUUAGAUAUUCUGGGAAAAGAGGCUUUCUCUUCAGGGAAAUUUUAUUUUGAGGUGCAGGUGAAGGGCAAGACUGAGUGGGAUUUAGGAGUGGCCAGAGAAUCCAUCAAUAGGAAGGGGAAGGUCAGACUGAGUCCUGAGGAUGGAUGCUGGACUUUGGUUCUGAGGAAUGAGAAUCAAUAUAAAGCUUGUGAAAAUCCCUGUGUCUCUUUGUCUCAGAGAGAGACGCUUGAGAAGGUUGGUGUGUUUGUGGAUUAUGAGGAGGGUCUGGUCUCUUUUUAUGACGUGGGGUCCAGCUCUCAUAUCUACUCUUUCACUGGUCAGUCUUUCACUGACAAACUCUAUCCAUUCCUCAGCCCAUGUUAUAAUGAUGAAGGUAAAAACUCAAGCCCACUGAUCCUUUCACCUGUCCUUUCAAAUAAAUGAAUAAACAUACCAAACAUGAAACAUUGAUCUGAAAAAUAAAAUAUGCACAAUGUUGUAAAAGGACAAGAAAAAAAAAAAC